Molecule: messenger RNA, 3787 nt
Organism: Daktulosphaira vitifoliae (grape phylloxera)
Lineage: Eukaryota; Metazoa; Arthropoda; Insecta; Hemiptera; Phylloxeridae
Gene: SWIP
Product: WASH complex subunit 4
Exons: 19
Coding region: 314-3655 (1113 amino acids)
Biological process (GO): endosomal transport; endosome organization
Cellular component (GO): endosome; WASH complex
Source: RefSeq, a predicted model, not a curated record
UCAGAUCUGCAAUAACAAAGUACAUUUAACCCAUGAAUCUAUGGUCUAUGACAUAUAAGAACUUUAAAGUAGAGAUUUAAAAAAGCAUUUAUAGUCAUAUAUAUGUAUAGAACUUGUCUAUGUAUAAACUUUACUUGAAAGUGUAAAGUAGAUAACGAUUUAAAGUUACGUAAUAAUGAUUAAAUAAAUAAAUUGAAUGAGACAUACUAUAAGUAAUGUCUCUAAGAAAAUCUAUCAAAGGUAUUAACACAUACCGUUUUCAGUAAUAAGUUAUAUUUUUUUCUUAGUAUUAACUAAGUUUAUUUUACUUAAAAUGUGGAAUGAUAAAGAUAAAAGUAAAGAAGAAAAUUUACCCAGUGUAAUGGUUUCAAAUCAAUCAAGAUUAUAUAACCAUACAUUGAAUAAUCAUACAAUAUGCUUAGAAGAAUUAAGUAUAAGUUUAAAAAAAACAUUUUUUGUUUCUAAAAUGCCAAUCAAUGUAAAAAUUGAUGUGACUAAUAGAAACAUUGAUGAGUUAUUAAAUAUUGAUAAUAACGUGUUAAGUAAUAUUUUAAAAAUAUUUUCUAUUAUUUGUUCUGAAAUAACAGAUUUAAAAAAUAAUGUUAGACCAAACUUGUUCAACUCAAUACUUUACUAUGAAGACAAUGAUGAAAAUGAUCUCAAUGAUGGGUCUAAGUCAGUUAAAGUUAGUCAAUUAUUACACAUUCUACUGGGAUUAUCAAACUUUAUAAAACAUUGCGAAUAUUUAUUAAGUGAAAUCCAUUGUCAAUUUAUUAAUAUAUUUGAAUUUAAAUCAAUAACUGCUGGCAUACAUUUUCAGGGAAUUUUUGACUACAUUGGAGAUCUUCUUUACAUGUUUGUUGAACUAGAUAAACUUAUUACUUCUCAACCUGUUAUACAACAACAUUGGUUUCAUUAUCGCUGUUCUUUAAGUGUAAUAAAGAAAAAUCCAUCAAAAUAUGAAUGUAGCUUUGAAGAUAUAAUAAAUUUAGAAAAUAUAUGUGACUAUAUCGAAUCUACUUUGUUAUCUGGAAAAACAUUUCAAGCAAUUCUUGUUUAUGACUUUAAAGAAAAGAAAAAAAUUCAAAUAUGCGAUGAUUUUGUAAAUGAAUUUAAACUUUAUUUGAAUAAUGCUGUUUACUCAUUAGGGCAACGUUUAUAUGAUAAAGCUAUAGAUCCUUUACGUAUUUGGUCUCGAACAUGUACUACUACAGUUUUUUAUACAUAUAUGUUUGGUGUAUUUGACAAAAAAUUACUUAAACAGUUUACUGAUUAUUUAGAGAAAGUUAAUCAUAUUCCAUUAGAUGGUAAUUUGGUUUGGUAUCCAGAAAUGUUUGUUAUGCAUUAUAUAGGUGAUCUAUUAAAACCCAAUAAUACAAAAAAAAAACAAGAUAAUUUAGAAAAAUGUUCUUUGGAACUUAUGGAUGUUACAAAAUUUUUUCCAAAAACAGCAUUAAGUUAUAUUCAGCAGGCAAUGAUAUGGUUUACUAAAAGUGAACAAGUUAUGACAAAUGACUUUCAGUUACUUAAACCAGAAAACAUUGAAGAUAUUUGUGAUAUUCUAUAUGAGGGUGUUCAGUUGUGUUUCUUUAUAAAGAAUGUGAUAAUAACUUUUACAAACUUACACAGUACUUUAGGAAGACCACUUACUAAAUCCAAUGUUAUCUUAGUAUGCCAAUUGUUUGAAACAUUAAAUAACAUUGGAUACAUAUUUCAUAAAAAUCAUAUUAAAACAUCUAAGUUAAUAACAGAUAUUGUACAAUAUUUGGAACACAGGUGCCUUUCAAUCAUAGGAGAAGUAAAACUAACUUUUUGUGAUGAUAAAGUUUUUUCUACAAAAUAUGUUGACAGAAUGUCUUCUUUGGAAGUUUCUGAAAAGUUACUGUGUGAAGCAAAUAUGAAUCAUCGUUUAUUAAUGAUUAAGUUAGCACUAAAUACAGCUGUAGGAUUACAAGCUUUUCAAAAAGGUGAACUAUUGUCUUUGUCAAGCCAUUUAAAAAAAAUUGAACUAUUUUGUUACUUGCAAGAUAAAAUAAAUUUUAUAUCAGAAAUAAGUUGUAUGUAUUGGCACCGAGUUGUUUUUCCUUUAUAUUUUAAAAAUGUUUAUAAAGAACAUAGGAAUUUUAAUGGAUUAUCAACAGUUUUUAAUGUUUUAGAAGAUAUUUAUGAAGUCACUCAUUAUAGUGAUAAUAUUACAAAACAAAAAUCUUUUGAAUCAUUUGUUAAUGAAACUCAUAAAUACCUUAACGACCAGAUUUUAAAGCCCUUGAAUCCAAGUGUUGAAAAUGAAUUACGUCUUCAUGUUAUGACCCAAGUACAAUUUGUCAAAAUGGUACUAAAUGAACCAAUUGAUAAAAAUAUAUAUAUGGUAAAAUUACAACCUAUACAGUUUUUGAAUACCAUAAUCAACACCAAAAAUAGAGUAGAAAAUUAUCUUAGUGAGACAUUUUAUGAUUUAACUUCUGUUGCUUUACAUGAUUGGCAAAAUAAUGGUGUUAUGAGAACACUGGCAAAGUAUAAAAUGAAUUUAGAAACUAUCGAUGAUAAAUUACCCAGCAAAACAUUAGAACAAGGUUUAGAUGUACUUGAAGUUAUGAGAAAUUUAAACGCAUUUGUGUCAAAAUUUUCAUACAAUCUUAGUAAUCAAAUAUUUAUUGAAAAUGAUAGUGCUAGCAAGCAUUUGAAUACAAUUAACAUUAAACAUGUGAGCAAUUCUAUUCGAAUUCAUGGUACAGGAAUCAUGAGUACAACAGUUAAUAAAACAUAUCAACUACUUCGCAGUAAACUUAACUUAUUAUCUCAAUAUUUAUUUGAUGAACGUAUUAAAUCAAAACUAAAAAAAGAAAUAAUGUACCUUCACGAAUCACAAAAAAUAAAUAGCAGUAUUAAAUAUCCUUUUGACAGAGCUGAAAAAUUUAAUUCCCGUCUUCGAAAAUUAAUUUUAAUUUCUGAACAGAAUUGUAUGGAUCAAUUUAGAGUUUUAGUUACACAUAUUGGAAAUGCUUUAGGGUAUGUUAGAAUGAUAAAAACAGGCGGUCUUCAUUUUUCUUCUGUAGCAACCUCAUUUAUUCCAGAUUUAAAAAAGGUAAUUAAAUUUGAAGAACUGUGUAAAAUAGCAAAGUUUUCAGAAAGUUGUGUAAAAUCUGGACAUCAUCUUGAUAAUGUGAUUCAAAAUAUGUGUCAAAAUAUUGCAGAAGGCACAAAUUAUUUUAAAUUAUUAAUUGAUGUUUUUAUCCAAGUCAUGGGUUCUGAAAAUUAUAGUCAUUUACGAAACUUUUACAUUCUUAUACCUUCUUUAACUUUAAAUUUUAUUGAACAUUCAAUUAACUCAAAAGAAAAAAUGUAUAAAAAAAGUAAAGGUGCCAUGUUCACAGAUGAUGGAUUUGCAGUUGGUUUAGCAUAUCUCUUGCGUAUUUUUAAUUUGAAUAAUGAAUUCAGUUCAUUAAAGUGGUUUCAAUCAGUAACUGAAAACUAUGAAAAAAAAAUGAACGUUUUAAAAAGUCAAGAAAUGCAAGCCCUAAAGGAUGAUUCAAAGUUACAACAACCCUUAAGUUUAUCUUAUUCAAGACUUCAAAUAUAUUACAAUGAGUUCUUGUUACUAUCCUACAAUAUAAAUAGUGCCAGAAUAUUUUUUCAAUCUCGAAAUAAUAACUAGUUUUAUAUUUCAUUUUAAUAUUAUUGAAGCUGUUGUUAAUUUAUUAAUUAAAUUUUUUAUCUUUGUAUGUUUAUAAAAUAAUUUAUUGUUAUCAUCAAAUUAUUACAAAAAUUAUAAUGAUGUACUAAAAUA